UUCGACGCUACUUGAAAGGGUUAAAAGACGCUAAUAUUCUGUGGUCCGUCAUCAUAUGUGGGUGUGUGAGUGCUUGUCCACAUAUAACUCUGCCAUUUCACAGAUAUCGAACUAUUUGAGGGAAACGCUUUGGCUCAUCUUCUACGGAAAACCAUAAGUCACAGCGUUCACAUUUAUGACACAUUCACAGGAUGUGGACUUAUGGCCUCGUUGGCUUUCUCUUCUUCUUUGUCGCUCUGCAAACGGUUCAAAUCAAUGGGUUUGAGAAAGGUUACUGCAAAGUGUCCCUUCCUCAGUAUGUCACCCCGGCAUGUUCCAUAAAGAGAAAGGCGGGCCUCCACAAGCAGCAGAAAGAGUUUAAAUUGAACGCCCCUUCGGCUGCUAUGCCUUAUGCUCGCCUUGCAGUGUCCACGAGGGAAUAUCCAAAGUUCGUGAAGGACAAGCCGAUGCUUAGUAGCCAUCUAACAGAGUACGCUGCUAUGGUGGCAGCAGGGCGCAAGUUUCAAGAGCUCUACAAAGACAUGACUAAAGGCAGACCAGAGGAGAUGACUUACAGAGAUUUCUUGGAAUUGAACAAAUAUAUGCGCACUGCCUUGGAGAAAGCGUUUGGGCACAAGAUGCGCCUCCCAUCUGAGUACGAACCAUUCCAGAUGGACGUCACCAAAUACCUUUCGGACAAGUAUUUUACAGAGCAGCGACUUGCUGGAGCAAACCCACUUGGUCUGCAACAGGUCACUCUCUCGGAUGAAGUGGGACUUUCAUUCAGCAAUCUUAAAAAAAACCUCAACCCAAAUUUCAACUGGAAGAAGGCCGUGGGAGAAGCUCUUGGAAGAAGGAUAAACAACAACGAAAAACUGAAAGAGGUUAUCGAAAAAGGCCUGUUGUUUGCUCUUCGUUACCCACUUGCCGAUGACAUGGUAUUCAUGAAGGACAUCGUAGAUGACCAUGCUAAUCGCACCCUUUGGCCUUUCUAUUCUCCUAUCGCCCUCUUUGCAUCAGUGGAAGAGAAACCGCCGAAAAAUUGGUACUGGAAAAGGUGGGGAUGGAAAGGGAGCCACACCCUUAAGCCCGUGGCCAUACAGAUGGACUACAAACCAGAUUCUGCCGUUUUCACACCCAAAGACGGAGGAAAAUGGACCCUGGCUAAACUGAACGUGCAAGUGACCGAUGGCGGGUACAGCCAAAUGGUGGACCAUCUUAGCCACGCCCACUUAGUUGCCGAGGCUGUCUGCGUGAGCAUGGAGAGACACCUGUCCCACAAGCACCCUCUGUACCAGAUGCUAAAGUUUCACUGCCGGGGGGUCCUCACCGCCAAUGUUUUGGGUGCGCCCGCUCUUUUGGCACCCGGACAAUUCAUGCACACUUUAUACGCUUACGGAUGGAAAGGCGCAAGUAAGCUUGUCUCCGGCGCGGCAAAGAGCGAGGAUUGGAUAGCUCAGGGCUUUACCGAGGAUCUCAUAAACCGAGGCGUGGAUGAUCGUGGUACUUUACCGUACUACCCAUACAGAGACGAUGGCAAGAUUCUCAACAGGGCUCUCGAGCGCUUUACUAAGGAGUAUGUGCAAAUAUACUACAAAAAGAAGGAAGACGUCCUCGAGGAUAAAGAGCUACAAGCAUUUGCCAAGGAAAUAUCUGUUGAUGGGAACGGAAAGAUCCGUCGUUUCCCUACCUCCGUCAGGUCCGUGAUGCAAUUACGAUCGAUAAUCUCUCGGUUUCUGUGGAUAGUUAUCGGUCGCCAUACGGCAGUGAAUUAUCCACUGACUGAUUAUGUUUCGUACGUGCCGAACGCCCCGACAAAGUUGUACAACGACAGCCGAGCACCCGCUGACCGCUUCAGCCUGCUCAACCUACCGCUUCGGACUGUUUCUGAGACCCAGUGUGCCUUCACAUCUAGCCUAGGCACUUUUCGUUACGAUAGACUUCUUGACUACGCAUCAUUUCUAGAAGACCGCGCAGCCCGUCGCGUUGUAUACCGCAAUUUCUGCAGGCUCAACGAGCUGGUGGAACCGCUGCUCAUCAGAAUUAAUAACCGCAGGCUCAAAGAUGGUCACCUGGCCUACCCCUACUUUAUUCCGCGAUGGCUCCCAAAUGGCAUUCAGACAUGAACAGCGUAAAUUUGCAUUUAACAAAGUAAACUUACAUGCAACGGUUUAAAGCCGCAUCGUCACCAGUUUACUUCCGGUCGAUUACGUAACAAUCUCCGAUCAUUUUUAACGGAAAACGCGAAAAAUAUUUCAAAAUAUUGAAAGCAGUGUGUCUAUGGGAAGUUUCUUUGAGGUUAUGAUUGAUAAUUUAGAACGGAUAGCCUGUUAUAUAUCUCGGAUUGUAAUAGAUUUUGUCUUUUAACGGUUGAGGUUUCCGUCGGACCUCCGGAAGUAAACUAGUGACAAUGCGGCUUUAAGUGAGUUUGUUUGUAAUGGAAAUCAGAAGCUCUAGGCUUAACCAAGAACGCAUAUCUUAUGCUUUCUUGGCUUAACUCGUUGCUUCGCCAUUGAAGGUCGCUACUCUUCGGCUCAAAGUUAGCGUGGGCUGGAGCCUUUGGCACCCGAGUUGAUCUGCGUGAAAUAUAAAAUAAAUGUAAAAUCAAAACCCCGAA
Molecule: messenger RNA, 2596 nt
Organism: Nematostella vectensis (starlet sea anemone)
Lineage: Eukaryota; Metazoa; Cnidaria; Anthozoa; Actiniaria; Edwardsiidae
Product: polyunsaturated fatty acid 5-lipoxygenase
Exons: 11
Coding region: 192-2105 (637 amino acids)
Biological process (GO): lipid oxidation
Molecular function (GO): metal ion binding; oxidoreductase activity, acting on single donors with incorporation of molecular oxygen, incorporation of two atoms of oxygen
Source: RefSeq, a predicted model, not a curated record